AAUCUGUCACUAAUUGUUUUGGGGAUCGGCGUCGUCUUCUCCGUCGUUUUCCACGUGGGAACAAAAGAGAACAAUGGAGCAAGCGAGGAGUCGGAGGCAGAGGGCGAGCGGAGGCCACUGCUGCCGCGCUCCAACACCUUCUCGUCUCUCCUGCAGUGGAAAUGCUGGCUGCGACAGCCUUCUUUCUACCAGGUGGCCGUACUCUACAUGUCCACCAGGCUGAUCGUCAACCUGUCUCAGACGUACAUCUCCAUGUAUCUCAUCAACACUCUGGGGCUGCCAAAGAAGUUCAUAGCUACCAUCCCACUGGUGAUGUACGUGAGCGGCUUCCUGUCCUCCUUCAUCAUGAAGCCUGUCAGCAAACUCAUUGGGAAAUGUGUAAGUAAAGCAGGCCAGGUUUCUGAGAGCAGCACGAGGGGCUCUGAGGGACUCGCUGCUCUCCUCUCU
Molecule: messenger RNA, 447 nt
Organism: Neolamprologus brichardi
Lineage: Eukaryota; Metazoa; Chordata; Actinopteri; Cichliformes; Cichlidae
Source: RefSeq, a predicted model, not a curated record